CAAUUCCAAGUUCUAAACAAAGACGUAAACGGAAAAAAUGGCGAGGAGACCGGACGACGAAUACGAUUAUUUGUUUAAGGUUGUAUUAAUCGGCGAUUCCGGUGUAGGAAAAUCUAACUUGCUUUCCCGAUUUACUCGGAACGAGUUUUGCUUAGAAUCUAAAUCUACUAUCGGAGUCGAAUUCGCCACUCGCACUCUCCAAGUUGAGGGAAGAAAUGUGAAAGCGCAAAUAUGGGACACUGCCGGUCAGGAACGGUACAGAGCAAUAACCAGUGCUUACUACAGGGGUGCACUUGGAGCUCUUCUGGUCUAUGAUGUUACGAAGCCGACAACAUUCGAAAAUGUAAGCCGAUGGCUGAAGGAACUCAGGGACCAUGCAGAUUCUAAUAUAGUGAUUAUGUUGAUCGGGAACAAGACUGAUUUAAAGCAUCUCCGAGCAGUUGCAACGGAGGAUGGUCAAAGCUUUGCAGAGAAAGAGGGACUUUCCUUCAUCGAGACAUCAGCACUGGAAGCAACAAAUGUUGAGAAGGCUUUCCAGACCAUUCUCUCUGAAAUAUACCGCAUAACUAGUAAGAAAUCACUUUCUUCAGAUGAACCGACACCUGCAAGUAUCAAAGAAGGGAAGACCAUUGACGUCGGAACUUCGGAUGUCAACGCGAAAAAGGCUUGCUGCACAUCAUCCUGAACAUGAUCUUUUUAUUCACUGCAAUCCUCAUCUCUUUUUGGGUAUUAAAUUUGUGCUUAUCGUCCAAUACUAUCUAUUGUGAUUAUUACAAACAUCCGAACCAUUCAUGCUCUUGUAUCAUUUCAAGUUAUUGAUGAUUUUGCUAUGAUGGCAUUUCUACAA
Messenger RNA from Hibiscus syriacus, 847 nucleotides. Its product is annotated as ras-related protein RABA2a-like. Gene Ontology annotation, molecular function: GTPase activity; GTP binding. Gene Ontology annotation, cellular component: endosome. The record is from RefSeq and is a predicted model, not a curated record. Lineage: Eukaryota; Viridiplantae; Streptophyta; Magnoliopsida; Malvales; Malvaceae. The transcript is spliced from 2 exons. Bases 38 to 685 code for a protein of 215 amino acids.